AUGGGACGUGGAACAUCUUACGAAAUAAAAUCUAAGAAAAUCAAUAACUUUUCUUUAGGCAUAUUGAAAUGGUACGAUAAUAAACCAGUAAAUAUAGCAUCUAAUUUUAUUACGUCUAGUGAAGUUGAAAUUAUAAAACGCUGGGACAAAAAAAAUAAAAUGUAUGUAGAAAUAGAAAGACCGGAAAUUAUAACGUUAUAUAACAAAUCAAUGGGUGGCGUUGACAAAAUCGAUCAACUUAUAAGUACAUAUAGGACAUUUAUAAAAUCCAAAAAAUGGACAUUACGACUUAUAGUACAUGCUUUUGAUUUGGUAGUGGCCAAUUGCUGGAUUCAAUAUCUCAAAGACGCAAAGUAUUUAAACAUCCAAAAAAAUAAAAUCCUAGAUUUGCUAUAUUUUCGGCUGCAGUUAGCUAAUGAAAUAAUAAAUUUUCGUAAAUUAACUCCAAAAAGAAAAGGCAGACCUAGUAAUACUUCUACUGAUAGGAGUUCAAGAUGUUCAUCUAAUUCUGAAGAUGUAUGCACACAGAUAUCUCCGCAAACAAAUAAAAAAAUAAAAACUGAUAGUCCUAUACCUCACGAUGUAGUAAGAUACGAUACAAUAGAUCAUUUACCUGGUGUUGAUAACUUGAAAAAUCCAACAAAAUGCAAGCAUCCAAAAUGUUCACGAAAACAUCGAACGCACAUUUUUUGCGAAAAGUGUAAAGUACACUUAUGUUUGGCUUCAGGAAGAAAUUGUUUUGCUGAUUUUCAUAUUAAGAAAUAA
Molecule: messenger RNA, 765 nt
Organism: Melanaphis sacchari
Lineage: Eukaryota; Metazoa; Arthropoda; Insecta; Hemiptera; Aphididae
Product: piggyBac transposable element-derived protein 3-like
Exons: 1
Coding region: 1-765 (254 amino acids)
Source: RefSeq, a predicted model, not a curated record